This is a messenger RNA of Sodiomyces alkalinus F11, 2383 nucleotides long. RefSeq names its product GLE1-domain-containing protein. Gene Ontology annotation, molecular function: inositol hexakisphosphate binding; phospholipid binding; translation initiation factor binding. The coding region runs from base 391 to 2079 and encodes 562 amino acids. Gene Ontology annotation, biological process: poly(A)+ mRNA export from nucleus; regulation of translational termination; regulation of translational initiation. The record is from RefSeq and is a predicted model, not a curated record. NCBI's taxonomy places the organism in Eukaryota, Fungi, Ascomycota, Sordariomycetes, Glomerellales, Plectosphaerellaceae. The transcript is spliced from 2 exons. Gene Ontology annotation, cellular component: nuclear pore; nuclear pore cytoplasmic filaments; cytoplasm.
CGUGAAUUGACAUUGCCUACUACGUACUGCGUCUAUCGGGUCGUGGUUUGCUGUACGUAGGAGUCCGUGGUUGUAGCUUAUCCCCUCCAGAUAUGCAACACCACGUACGGAAUCAUCAGUCUCUUUCGUCCCAUUGAUCGCUGACUAUUUUCAAUGUCUCAUCGUCGCUAACAACCUGGAAGCGAAACUUUCCCACCUUGAAGGCUUCCUUUUAGUUUCUUUCAGGGUCGUCUCCCGACUUCUUUCAAUACCUGCGAAGCUACCGCCCACUCGACGCACUCACCUUGAUAUAGCUCCGGAGCACCAAUCCCUUAGCCAUUGUGUCGACCGCCCUCACUCCACAUCGCGUCUUUAUCGAUUCCGUUAGACAGUCCAGAUCGCCUUUGGAGAAUGGCUCGCGCCUCUCCCAACACAAGAAAAUAUAGCAGCCCGCUGCAAUCCCCUCCAGAGCGGCGCUUCCUUUCAGACUACCUCGCCGAUGAUAGGAACACGGAAAUAAGUCACCGCGAAGCCCUGGAACAGGCCCGAAUCGAACAUGAGAGGGUCAGGCUCAAUGCGAUUCGCAUCGGAGAGUUGCACGAGCUUCAAGAACAACAAAGGAGGAUAGAAGAGGAGCAGAAGAGAAUAGCGGAGCUUCGGCGGAAAGAAGAAGAUCGGAUACGUGCCGAAAAGGCCGUUAGAGAGGAGCAGGAGAGGCUGAGGAAACUCCAAGCCCAGAAGAUUCCCCAGCUACCUCCUCAACCUGCACCCCCAAAAGCACCAGAGCAGCAGCAGCCACAGCAAAAGCAACCGCCCCAGCAACAAAAAGAAGGGACAGCACCGAAUAGCCAGACAGCAGCCCCGGUCAAUGGGUUGACUGGCCAGGCGGCCGCGAAGCAGCAGCCAACGACUUCUGCCCCUAGCCUGCAAAAUGCCUUCGCUGCCGCCACUCAACCUUCAACUACUGCCAAGACACCAUCAUUGUUCGCUCCAGCAGCACAACGACAGACUCUCCAGAAACCUUCCCCCUUCGCACAACCAUCGAACGGUGUGCAAUCGUCGACAGCCUUAAAACAACCGGCCGUCGCAGCCCCCGCUGCCAGUCCGGAGAGCCAGUCCGGACAACCGCCUCCUGCCGCGUCAAUGCAGUCGGAUCGCUACGUCCAGAUACACCAGGAGCUCAAGAGAGUGCGAAAAGAGCUCGAUCGUCAGUCAAAGAUCCCCGGCUCUCCACUCAAGGGAAAACUUGGGGACAUGCGGCGCCAGGUUCGCAAGGCCAUGGGGCAGCUCACUGCUGGCAGGGGCGCCAAUUCCCAGCCCAUUAACACCAUAACGAUAACUCUACGAGAGUCUCUCGAUGGAACCGUCCCGAGUGAUGCGAUAGACGCGAGCCUCUUCGUUGCUGACAAGCGAGAGCCAGCCGAGGGCGCUGUCCACAACGGAGACAAGCUACCGGCGGUCUUCAUCUACCUGUUGAGCCACCUAUCCAAAGCCAUCAUCCACCAGUUUACAAGCGAGGUCGGCGCGAACCCGAAAUCGGCCGAACCCAUCGGCAUCGUGACGGCCCACAUCUUCUCCAACAAGGAUUUCCACUGGCGCGGCAAGCCCAUGAUCGACAUCCUCAUCGCCAAGUUCCGCAUCGUCUGUCCCGUCCUGUUCGGCGCUAGAGGCGACGACAAGACGACGGCCGGUCGUGCCGCGGUAGGCUGGAAGAAGGAGGACGGACACUGGAUCUCGGACCAGGCCCACGCCGACAGGAUGACGGGCCUCGGCGCCGGGUUCGCCGCCAUCGCGUUGCGGGACUUCAGCAAGGCCUCCAAGCCGAAUCCGUACCCGCCCACCAAUUACUGGAAGGCCAUGGCGUCCAUCGUCAACUCGCCACCGCAGCUCAUUUCGAAUACUCAGUUUACGGUCCUGAAAGCGAUGAUCGACGGGCACGAGGGGCGGUUCAUCCAGUUUUAUGGAAACGCCGCCAUUGCCGCGUUGCGUGCGGCCCUUGUUGAAUUCCCGAAGAAGGCCCCGGCCAACAGUCAUACCGCCCAGGGGCUGCAAGUUCUGGGCCAGAUGCUGCAGAAAGACCGGGGUUUGGUUCUAAGCUAGGCAGCGGAGGAUGGGAGGGACCAAGCCGAGGUGGCAUGACGAGAGUGGUGUUAAGAGACUUUUCGACUUUGUAUCUGUGCAGGAAUCCGGGUUAUAAGAGGUAAUGCCUAGAAGCCGUUGAACAUCGGCACAUAUUCGUACCAGGGACACCGCUAUGUUACCUAAGGUACCUUAAGGUACCUAUGUUGCGUUAAUCAAGUGAUGUACACGUGUACGAGGGUGCUCGUAGGUACUCCACAGAUCUCGAGCUUAGGUACCUUACACGCCAUAGCACAGCCACAAGGAUACCUACCCGGGUUUAGGG